This is a messenger RNA of Suillus discolor, 912 nucleotides long. RefSeq names its product cytochrome P450 CYP2 subfamily. Gene Ontology annotation, molecular function: heme binding; monooxygenase activity; oxidoreductase activity, acting on paired donors, with incorporation or reduction of molecular oxygen. The record is from RefSeq and is a predicted model, not a curated record. NCBI's taxonomy places the organism in Eukaryota, Fungi, Basidiomycota, Agaricomycetes, Boletales, Suillaceae. The coding region runs from base 1 to 816 and encodes 271 amino acids. The transcript is spliced from 10 exons.
AUGGGACGCAGUAGAGAAUUAGCUCAACAGCUUUUGAUCGAGCCCUUCAAUGAAGUGAAGGCACAGAUGGCAAAUGGGACUGCUUCACACUCAUUGGUCGCUGACUUUCUCAGUCAAGCUCACGACGACACUGACGAGGACACCAUGAAGGCUGUUGCGUUGACGGGAUAUUUAGUUGGCAUGGACACAACUGCAUCUGCAUUACAGACAUUUCUGCUGGCCAUGGUGCUCUAUCCUGACGUCCAAGCACGAGCUCGUGCAGAACUUGAUCAAGCUGUGAAACACGAUAGAGUGCCAUGCCUUGAUGACAGGGCGUCAAUGCCCUACCUUGAUGCCAUUCUUCGCGAGGUCCUGAGAUGGUAUCCUGUCGUCCCCCUAGGAAUUCCACAUGUGGCCUCAAAUGAUGAUGUUUACGACGGGUACUUUAUACCAAAAGGUGCGAUGGUAAUGGUUAAUCAGUGGGCACUCUCUCGGGAUGAAGACAUAUUUCCCGAUGCAUCGCGCUUCGACCCAAGUCGCCAUCUGACAGUCGACGGGAAGCUGAAGGAUCCUUUCGUGAACCAUUUUGCCUUUGGUCAUGGCAGGCGUAUUUGUCCUGGCCGUUGGUUCGCAGAGAAUAGCCUGUGGACCGCAGCUGCUGCCAUACUCGCUGUCUUGCGCAUCGAUCAUGCCAAAGACUCGAACGGAAACAAGAUUGAGGUGAAGCCGGAGUUCACCACCGGCUUGGCGAUUCACCCCGAACCAUUUCAGUGUUCGUUUGAGAUUGUGAACGCAGCGAGAGAAAGACACCUCCGAGCGAUGGUGAAUUCGAAUUAGACUUUGUUUGUACUUAAGAUGGUGUGUCAUGUAAUAGUACCACGGCGCAGAGUGCACUGGAUGGCACGGUUUUGCGACCUCUCUCUGAUGAACGAG